Molecule: messenger RNA, 1569 nt
Organism: Fusarium musae
Lineage: Eukaryota; Fungi; Ascomycota; Sordariomycetes; Hypocreales; Nectriaceae
Exons: 4
Coding region: 1-1569 (522 amino acids)
Biological process (GO): CENP-A containing chromatin assembly; DNA replication-dependent chromatin assembly
Cellular component (GO): nucleoplasm
Molecular function (GO): histone binding
Source: RefSeq, a predicted model, not a curated record
AUGUCUGAAGCUACAGAGCAAACUGCGCCUGUCGUGGAUGAGACGGCCAAGGCCAUCGAAGAGCCCCAAGUUUCCCCUGAGAAGCCGGCUGAGGAGAAGCCAGCCGAAGAGACCGCGACCCCAUCCAUUGAUACUCUCGGUCCUUCUGAUGCCCAGAAAGCUGCCGACCAAGCAGAGUCCACUACCAUCACUCCCCUCAUCGGCACACCCAGCGUCGGCACACCCAACACCGACUACCUCAUCGCGAACGAUCAAGACCCCAACUCUAAAAAGGUCACAAUUGCCGACCUGUCAGCAAAGGGAUCUGCCCUGUAUGCCCACAAGAACUACGAGGAGGCCGCUGAGGUCUUCUCACGUGCCAGUGUUCUUCAAGCCGAAGUCAACGGCGAGACGUCACCUGAUAAUGCCGAGAUCCUUUUUCACUAUGGUCGCAGCUUGUUUAGAGUUGGCCAAAGCAAGAGCGAUGUUCUAGGAGGCCCUGCAGCUUCUGAGAAGAAGAAGAACGCAGAGGCCAAGUCCAGGAAGCCUGCGCAGACCGAGGCACAGAAGGUGACGCAAGAAGGUGUCGGGAUUGUUGCCGAGCAGGGAGAGAAGAAGACUGAGGACAUCAAGGGAGAUAAGAAGCCCCUGUUCCAGUUUACUGGCGACGAGAACUUUGACGAGUCAGACGAGGAAGAGGCCGAGGGCGAAGGUGAAGAAGAGGAAGAUGAUGAUGACCUGGCUACUGCUUUUGAGAUCCUCGACCUUGCCCGAGUUUGCUUCAUGAAGAAACUCGAGCUUCUGGAACAGGAGGAAUCCGAGACCAGCGGCAAAGGCAAAGAGGCUGCAGAGGGCGAUUCGCCUACCGUCCGGCACGUGAAAGAGCGUCUUGCAGACACUCACGAUGCCCUCGCUGAGAUUUCUCUCGAGAAUGAACGAUAUCCCAAUGCCAUUGAAGACGGAAGAACCUCGCUCAAAUACAAGCUGGAGCUGUACCCUGAGGAGUCAGAGGUCAUUGCUGAAGCUCACUUCAAGCUUUCCCUGGCGUUGGAAUUCGCUUCUGUGACAACUGCUGGUGACGAUGGCGCAAAUUCCAAGCGAGAGGAGAUGGACCAAGGUCUGCGAGAUGAAGCCGUCAAGGAAAUGGAGCUCGCCAUCAAGAGCUCAAAGCUUAAGCUACAGAAUAAGGAGGUUGAGCUGGCCACUAUGGCCUCCCCUGAGGAUAAUGAGCUGGCACGCAAAUCCAUCCAGGAGAUGAAGGAAGUCAUUGGGGACAUGGAGCAACGACUCGUCGAACUGCGCAAUGACCCCAUUGACGCCAAGGACAUUCUGGGUGCUGAUGCUGGACCCAUCGGUGGCAUUCUUGGAGCUGCUCUUGGCGAGUCUGCUGCCGAGACCAAGGCCCGUGUUGAUGAGGCUAAGAAGACAGCAACUGAUCUUAGUGGACUUGUCCGCAAGAAGAACAAAGACGAACCUGCCGCCGAGGAACCUGAAGCUGCACGCGCGCCUGAAGCGGAGACCAACGGCAAGCGAAAGGCAGAAGAGCCCGCUGAAGAUACCGAGACCAAGAAGGCCAAGGUGGAAGCUUAG